UUCACUCACAAACGCACCCUCACCAACCCUAGAUCCUCCUGAACCCUAUCAGAGCCACCAUCACCAUCUCCUCUUUCUUUCAUUCUGCUUUUCUCCUCGCGUCGCCAGAAGCUAAGGUCGGUUCGGGGCUGUUGUUGGCGUCGCCGUUUCUCUGUCCGAGCUCUCUCUGUCGCUGCUUCUCUGCUCUUCACAGUUGGUCGUCGCCGCUUCUCCGCUCCUCGCCGUGGGUCGUCGCUGCUUCUUCUCUCCUUGCCGUGCGUCGUUUCUGCUUCUCCCCUCGUCGCCGUUUUUGGCUGUGGCCCCUUCUCUGCUCCGGCAGUCUUGUCGUCGCUGCUGCUCUACUCCGCACCGUGUCUCACCGUCGUUGCUUCUCUGUUUCGCGUUACCGAGGUUUCCAAUUUGAAUUUCUGUCUCCCUGCUCUCUCCUUCGCUGCCAAUCCAGAUAACCAAAGAACGCAGAAAAGACACCCCGCAGGCCGCUGUUCCUUCACUGCAUUCUUAGCGCCAAACACACACACCUUCCAUGGAGUUAAUUGCUUCUUCUUCCACAUUCUGCCCCGUCGCAACUCCCCCUCUAACUUCCUCACUCCCACCUCGUUCUUCUUCUUCUACUGCUUCCUUCCCCUUUCCUCCUCCUCCUCUCAGAGGCUGCGCUUGCAGAGCCAUACUCAGCACCCACACCACCCAGAAGGAGAAGAACGGCAUGCUCGGAGCUCGUUCCUAUGAUUUGGACCAACUUUCUGGUUUGACUGCUUUGUCCCCAUUGGAUGGCCGCUAUUGGGGGAAAGUUAAGGAAUUGACUCCUUUUAUGAGUGAAUAUGGCCUCAUCUACUAUAGGGUUCUUGUUGAGAUAAAAUGGUUGUUGAAGCUGUCUCAGAUUCCUGAAAUUGUUGAGGUUCCGAGUUUCAGUGAAGAUGCCAAGUCUUAUUUACAAGGCGUGAUUGAUGGCUUUAGCGUGAGUGAUGCCUUAGAGAUAAAGAAUAUUGAGAAGGUGACUAAUCACGAUGUUAAGGCAGUGGAGUACUUCUUGAAACAAAAAUGCCAAUCAAAUGCUGAAGUGGCUAAGGUGCUUGAAUUUUUUCACUUUGCUUGCACGUCCGAGGAUAUAAAUAACCUCGCCCAUGGGUUGAUGCUGAAAGAAGCAAUGGGAUCUGUUAUGUUUCCUAUCAUGGAUAAAAUAAUUAAAUCCUUCUGUAACAUGGCUAAAGAUAAUGCUCAAGUCCCAAUGCUUUCUCGCACUCAUGGACAGCCAGCUUCACCAACAACUUUGGGAAAGGAAAUGGCUAUAUUUGCUGUGAGAUUAAGCAGAGAAAGGAAGGAAUUAUCUCAGGUUGAGUGUUUGGGGAAAUUUGCUGGUGCGGUUGGAAAUUACAAUGCACAUGUUGUUGCAUAUCCUGAUGUUAACUGGCCUCAAAUUGCAGAAGAGUUUGUAAAAUCUCUUGGAUUAAGUUUUAAUCCUUAUGUUCCUCAGAUUGAAACUCAUGACUACAUGGCGAAGCUAUUUCAUUCGCUCAUCCAGUUCAACAAUAUAUUAAUUGAUUUUGAUAGAGACGUAUGGGGCUAUAUAUCCUUGGGUUAUUUUAAGCAGAUCACAAAGGCUGGGGAGAUUGGGUCGUCAACUAUGCCUCACAAAGUGAAUCCUAUUGAUUUUGAAAAUAGUGAAGGUAAUCUAGGUGUUGCUAAUGGAGGCCUGUCUCAUCUAAGCAUGAAAUUGCCAAUUUCACGAUGGCAGAGGGACUUGACUGAUUCAACUGUCUUACGAAACAUGGGUGUAGGAAUUGGUCAUUCCCUUCUUGCUUACAAAAGCACACUUCAAGGAAUAGGAAAGCUUCAGGUUAACGAAGCUCGCUUGAGUGAAGACUUGAAACAAUGCUGGGAGGUGCUAGCUGAACCGAUACAAACUGUUAUGCGAAGAUACGGUGUUCCGGAGCCUUAUGAGAAGUUAAAAGAGCUUACGAGAGGGAGAGCGGUUACAAAAGAGAGCAUAAGAGACUUCAUUGAAGGCUUAGAUAUUCCGGAAGCUGCAAAGACGAAUCUGUUAAAGUUGACACCGGAUACAUACAUUGGAGCAGCAGUAGAAUUGGCGAGGACUGUGGAACAGGCAGCGGAUUUGUUAUGAAUCGAAUACAAAAAAAAAAGAUUCUCGAAACUAGCAGUUAGAGCAGUUUGCUACAGAACUGCCAAGGCAUUUUUGUCAUAGAACCUCACCAACCAAGAGUGAUUAUUAGUUGCUUGAAAGAAUAUUUAAAUAACAUGCUGCACAUAAUGUUCCCUGAUUAUGAAAAACUAUAGGGAAUAAGGGAUUUUGCAAGUGAUAGGCAAAUUGUAUUAUAGAUUUUCAUGCUUCAGAAAGGCCUGAAAAAUAAGGAAAUAGGUUUGAAGUAUA
Molecule: messenger RNA, 2386 nt
Organism: Arachis duranensis
Lineage: Eukaryota; Viridiplantae; Streptophyta; Magnoliopsida; Fabales; Fabaceae
Exons: 10
Coding region: 524-2119 (531 amino acids)
Biological process (GO): IMP biosynthetic process
Molecular function (GO): N6-(1,2-dicarboxyethyl)AMP AMP-lyase (fumarate-forming) activity
Source: RefSeq, a predicted model, not a curated record